GAAUGUACCAGACCGAGACCUACCUCGACAAACGUCUGGGUGUACAAGACAUGCAGAGACUUCCAGAGUCAGACAACUUACCACAGGGCACUGGCUUGUUUGCCUUCGAGUUCUUCCUCCCUCCUGGCUUACCUCCUUCGUUUACAAGUCCCUUGGGAGGGCGGCCCAUCUGUGGAGACUAUAUCUUUCAGAUGGGAACGACACGGGAGGACUUCAUUGAGCGCCAAUGUGGAUUCCUUUGCUAUUGUCUGGACUUACUGAGACGUGACAGAGGGAGAGAAAUUAUACGAUUUCGACAGUUGAUCCACAUUUUCCCAGGACUGUCUCUUGGCGUUGAUGCUUCUGCAAGUGAACCAGUGGAGCGAGAACUUCAUCAUGCACGCCAUUGGUUCUGCUGUGUCCCCAGCAAAGACAUCCUCUUCAAGGCCUGGCUGGACAAGCCGGAAGUGAUCAUGGGGGACACAAUACCUUUCCACGCAAAAAUCACCAACAACUCGGACAUCUUUGUCAAGUCGUCUUACAUCACCCUCAUAGCGGUGCGUCUGUUAACAUUUAGAAGCUGUUAA
Molecule: messenger RNA, 566 nt
Organism: Pomacea canaliculata
Lineage: Eukaryota; Metazoa; Mollusca; Gastropoda; Architaenioglossa; Ampullariidae
Exons: 3
Coding region: 3-566 (187 amino acids)
Source: RefSeq, a predicted model, not a curated record